Molecule: messenger RNA, 3102 nt
Organism: Ophidiomyces ophidiicola
Lineage: Eukaryota; Fungi; Ascomycota; Eurotiomycetes; Onygenales; Onygenaceae
Gene: TIF32
Product: eukaryotic translation initiation factor 3 subunit A
Exons: 4
Coding region: 1-3102 (1033 amino acids)
Biological process (GO): formation of cytoplasmic translation initiation complex; translation reinitiation
Cellular component (GO): eukaryotic translation initiation factor 3 complex, eIF3e; eukaryotic translation initiation factor 3 complex, eIF3m; multi-eIF complex
Molecular function (GO): translation initiation factor activity; mRNA binding
Source: RefSeq, a predicted model, not a curated record
AUGCCUCCGAUACCUCAUGUACGGCCUGAGAAUGUUCUCAGGCGAGCCGAAGAGCUCAUUGCCGUAGGCCAGCCCGCGGCAGCCUUGUCUGUUCUUCACGAACAUGUCACAUCAAAAAGAUCCCGCAGCAGUCCUAUUGCGUCUCUUGAACCGGUUAUGCUUCUUUUUGUUGAAUUGUGUGUCGAUCUCAGAAAGGGAAAAUCUGCUAAGGAUGGCUUGUAUCAAUAUAAAAAUAUUGCACAAAACUCCAAUGUCGGAACUAUUGAGAUGGUUCUUAAAAAAUUCAUCGAGCUUGCAGAACAAAAGGUUACCGAAGCUCAGACUAAGGCUGAUGAAAUCCAAUCCUCACUUGAGUCUGCCGCGCCGACAUCCAAUAUUGAAGAUCUUGACGCCAUUGAGACUCCAGAGACAAUCCUUCUUGCCACAGUGUCCGGGGAACAAUCCAGAGAUCGCACAGAUAGGGCUGUUGUCACACCAUGGCUCAAGUUCCUUUGGGAGACUUAUCGCACCGUUUUGGAAAUUUUGAAGAAUAACGCACGCCUGGAAGUUAUGUACCAGGCGACAGCUCUUCAAGCCUUCCAAUUCUGUUUAAAAUACACUCGCAAAACAGAAUUUCGCCGAUUGUGCGAGUUGCUCAGAAACCAUGUUCAAAAUGCCGCCAAGUAUUCUGCUCAGAUGCACGCGAUCAAUUUGAGUGAUCCAGACACACUUCAACGGCAUUUAGAUACUCGCUUUCAACAGUUGAACGUCGCUGUUGAGCUGGAACUCUGGCAGGAGGGAUUCCGCAGCGUUGAAGAUAUCCACACACUUCUUAACCUGAGCAAGCGACAGCCUAAGAACAUCAUGAUGGCAAAUUACUACGAGAAACUUACAAGAAUUUUUAUGGUCAGCGAUAAUUACCUUUUUCACGCUGCGGCAUGGAACCGAUACUAUAAUCUUUUGCGACAGUCUGCGAUUGCACUUGCCGCAGGCCAAGGGUCGAAGAAAGAUAACCCAUCAGUAUCGGAGACGGACAUGACAAAAGCUGCCUCUUUUGUUCUGCUAUCCUCUCUUUCUAUCCCUGUCAUCAGUACGUCACGGUCCCGCGGAGCAUUGGUUGAUGUGGAUGAAGUGCGAAAGAAUAAGAACACACGCCUCACCAACCUUCUUGGCAUGCCCCAGCCCCCUACUCGUGCUUCCCUUUUCAAAGAUGCUCUCAACAAGGGCUUACUUAGUCGCUGCCGCCCUGAGAUCCGUGAUCUUUACAAUAUCCUUGAAGUAGACUUUCAUCCUCUAUCUAUUUGCAAAAAGAUUACGCCUAUUCUGAAGCAGAUCGGUACCGACCCUGAAAUGGAAAAAUAUGUUCUACCCCUACAACAAGUUAUUCUUACUAGGUUAUUCCAACAACUAUCGCAGGUUUAUGAGACCGUUGAGCUGAAGUUUGUCCAUAAUCUUGCACAUUUCCCAGAACCGUUCCAAGUCACCCCAUCAAUGAUCGAGAAGUUCAUCAUGAAUGGUUGUAAGAAGGGAGAUUUGGCUAUUCGCGUUGAUCAUGUUUCUGGUGUCUUAACAUUUGAGUCUGAUAUUUUCUCUUCUACCAAAGCUCUUCAUGCUGGAAGUGUUGCUGGGUCGGCCGAAAGUGAAGUAGGCUCCGUUCAACGCUUGCAGAAUACCCCAGCUGAAAUUGCUCGGUCUCAACUUGCUCGACUAGCCAAGACCCUUCAUGUGACCUGCAUGUAUGUCGAUCCAUCUUAUAAUGAAUCGCGGCUCAAAGCGAAACAAGCUGCACAUGAAAGAGCUCUUGCUGGCGCUGUAAAAGAGCACGAAGAGACUCUUGCUCGGCGAGUCAUUAUUGAGAAGAAGAAAGAAGCAUUGUCAAAUGCGCUACAGAAAAAGCAGCAGGAGGAAGAGAACCGCAAACGAAUGCGUACACAACAACUUCAAGAAGCUGAGAAACAGCGCCUUCUGGACGAGCAUCGUGAACGUGAGCGCAAACGAAUGAAGGAUGAACAGGAUCGCAUCCGACAACAAGAAUUGAAGAAGCAGUUAGAAGAACUGAAAACUGGUGUUAAGGGCAUCGAUGUGAACCAGAUUGACCUGGAAGAGCUGGACUCCAAUCGCCUCCGUGCCAUUAAGCUUGCUCAGCUCGAAAAGGAGAAAAACGAUUUGAACGAAAAAAUCAGAAUCACAUCCAAACGAAUCGACCAUUUAGAGCGAGCAUUCCGCCGGGAGGAAUUGAAGCACUUGCCAACUGACUACGAUGACCAAAAGAAGCGAGAUUUGGAAGUAUAUGAGAAGAACAAGGCAGAUACUUUGGAAACUGCCCGGUUGAAGCACAAAGAAGACGUCGCCCUUAAACAUCGCCUCAGCCGCCUAGUACCAUUUUUCAAUGACUUCAAGAAAAACGUUUCAGAGAAACGACACGAGGAGUUUGAAAGGCGCCGCAAAGCAGCGGAACGGGAAUUUGAACAGAAAAAGAAGCAACGUAUCAAAGAAGUCCAAGAACGGAUUAGACGUGAGCGAAUGGAGCGUGAGGCAGAAGAACGUCGAAAAGUUGAAGAGGAAGAGCGCAUUGCACGAGAAGAACAAGAGAAGGUUGCCAAAGAGGAGGAAAGACGACGGGUGUUGGCAGAGGAGAAAGCCGCCAGGGAGGAAGAGAGAAGGGCACUGGAUGAAAAGGCCGCUCUUCAACGACAACGGGAGGAGGACGCCGAAAAACGGCGCGCUCUUCGCAAGGCUGGCGCAGCACCGGAGCCAAGAGCUCCAGCUCGUGCCUCGUCUCCUGAACGCACUGCUCCACGCCUUAACCUCCCCAGCCGGGGAAGCGGCAUUUCUUGGAGGGAUCGUCCCAAGCCUGAAGAUAGCGCUUCUGCCCCUGAUGCAAAAUCGGCUCCAUCCCGGGAAAACCCCACUUCGAAACCAGGUGGGUACGUUCCGCCGCAUGCUCGACAAGGCGGAUCCUCAGAUCGUCGUGAUUUUGGUCGUGCCCGUGCUGCUCCUCCGGAAAGACCUAUGUCAAGAAGCCCUGCUCCUCCCUCGUCGUCUCCUGCUCCCCCAGAGAAGCGUAUGGAGUCAAAGCCUGGUGUGUGGAGAUCCUCAAGAAUGACGCAACAGCAGCAGUAG